AUGGGCUUCCAUCGGUACAACACAUCAUUUACGCUCGACCCUCGGAUCGCAAUUGACGAGGCAGGUAAGAAAGAUGCUGUUUCUCGUGGCAUUGGCAAUCAGGUUACCGUAGAGUUUAACCUGCUGUAUCGAUUCAACUGUGCGAUCUCUGAGAAGGAUGAACAGUACACCGAAGACUACAUGAGACAAGCCUACGGUGCAUACUUUCCAACCGGAUGGGAUCCGAGGACCAUGACUUUGCCACAGUUUUACUAA
This is a messenger RNA of Letharia columbiana, 255 nucleotides long. RefSeq lists its product as uncharacterized. The transcript has a single exon. The record is from RefSeq and is a predicted model, not a curated record. NCBI's taxonomy places the organism in Eukaryota, Fungi, Ascomycota, Lecanoromycetes, Lecanorales, Parmeliaceae. Gene Ontology annotation, biological process: response to oxidative stress. The coding region runs from base 1 to 255 and encodes 84 amino acids. Gene Ontology annotation, molecular function: peroxidase activity; heme binding.